Cimex lectularius (bed bug) is the source of this 3532-nucleotide messenger RNA. RefSeq names its product aspartyl/asparaginyl beta-hydroxylase (gene Asph). Lineage: Eukaryota; Metazoa; Arthropoda; Insecta; Hemiptera; Cimicidae. Gene Ontology annotation, biological process: peptidyl-aspartic acid hydroxylation. Gene Ontology annotation, molecular function: protein binding; peptidyl-aspartic acid 3-dioxygenase activity. Gene Ontology annotation, cellular component: endoplasmic reticulum. The record is from RefSeq and is a predicted model, not a curated record. Bases 252 to 3479 code for a protein of 1075 amino acids. The transcript has 20 exons.
UUUUGAGGUUGCCCCGGAUAAGUUCGCCCGGGCAGGGGAUUCAUUUUUGACCGAGGCGGGGGCGGGUGCGUGAUCCCCUUUCGCUCACCUCUCUCGAGUGUCUGUUCGUGUUUUCUUUUCUUUUCUUCUUUUUUUUUUUCCUUUUUCACCGGUUUCGACUGGCUCAAAAUCCUGCGCCUCCCUGGACGAGGGAAUAUAAAGAAAUCAACGAGCGACCGUAGACCGGCUCUCGGGCUGUCGUCUGCUGCAAAAUGUCAGGAGAUGCACAGCCAAGGAAAAGGAGAGACAAACGAAGGAAAAAAGGACAUUUGGACCAACGACGUACCGAAGAAUAUGCUGAGGAAAGGGAGAUCAUAAGGAAAUUGAGCUGUGCUGAAGAGCCAGAUGAAGAAGAGAUUUUUGCAAAAUAUACACACCCUACUGAUGAAAUAGUUCAUGUACAUAAAGAUGACGGAGUUGGAGGCAAUGUCUUUACCAAGUUGAUAUUUUUCUUGCUAUUAGCAGGAAUAGGUGUUGUAGUUGGGCUGACGCUGAUAGAAUAUCGAGGAACCACUGAUGAAGAAGCUGGUUUGGUAAAAGAUACACAAUGGGUAGCAACAGUUCAAGAAUGGGUCUCCAUGGUACCAUUUUAUGGCGAAACAGAACAAGAAAGUCAUGCUUCCGAUGAACAUGAAGAACUAGAUGAACAUGACCAAGACGAUCAUGAUCACAAUGAACAUGAUCAAGACAAUCAUGAUCACAAUGAACAUGAUCUAGAUGAUCAUGGCCAUGAUGAUCAUGAUCAAGAUGAGGGGGAGAAGUCAAGUUGGUUUAGUCUCGAUUUUAGUAGCUUCGGUUGGGAAAAUAAAGAGACAGAGAGUUCUGAUGUGGAUGAAACUCCAUCAAGCUGGUUUAGUUGGGAUUUCAACUUAUUAGGUAGUUCUGAGAAAGAAGAAGGUGUCGAGAAACAGGCUUCUGGUGAAGAUGAUAACGAACUAGAAGAACAAGUGUCAGAAGAACUUGAAGAAGAGGAAGAAGAAGACAAUCUUUCUCAUGAUCAAGAAGUAGAGGAAGAAGAAGAGGAGGAGGAGGAUGGUGAGAAUGAUGAUCAGGAUGAGGAAGAGGAAUAUGAUAAAGAUGAUGAUCAAAUUGUUUCACAAGAAGAAGAUGAACAAGAAGGGCUUGAAAAUUUCUCUGAGAACCAGGAAGAAGAAGAGGAGGAAGAAGAAGAACAGGACCUACCAUUAGAAGAGGAAGAAAAUGUUUCUCAAGAAUAUGAGAAAGAAUUGUCUCAAGAGGAAGAUAAUGAAGAAGAAGAAGAGGUAGAACAAAGCGAGGAGCAAGAAACUUCCAGGACCUUCCUAGCAAAAAGUUUAAACAAAAUGGAAGACAAUCAAGAUGUUAGUGAGGAAGAAUUAUUUCCAGAGGCAAUUGAGGCUCUUAGAAGAGAAGCUUCAGAACUUUUAGAACAACAAGCAAAAUCUGAUAAAGAAGAGGUAGAGAAUGAUGAUGAAGAAGAUGAAAACAGAGAAGAUGAAGAAACAGAAGGAAUGGCUGUAAAAUUUGGAGUGGGUGUGGCUCUUAUUGUUGUCGCCCAUGUAGUUCUUGUUAAGAAAUGGAACAGUUGGGAAGAAGGGCAUCUCACAACUGAAAUGCCACAGAUGGUGGCAAGUCCACCAUCUCCUCCUGUUGAAGAACCUCCACCAUAUUCACCUCCAGUUGAGACACCGGCUACAGCUUUCAGUGAGCCUUCAUAUUUUGCAGAAUCUCUCACUCCAGAACCUAAAUUGCACCCAGAGGAGGAGGAAGAAUAUGAGGAAGAAGGCGAAGAAGAGGAAGAAGAAGAGAUGAGCGAAGACGAAGCGCCAAUCAAUCCAGACGUGUAUGAAAAGAUCAUCGCUAAGUAUGGCCAGCCAUCCCCCGAGAGCAGUGAUGUAGAGCAGUCUGACGAUGGUGACGGCCAAGAGUAUUCAGAUGGAGGAGAUGCUGAAAGUGUUGGCGAAGAGGAAAGUGGAAAUGAAGUAGAGGAAACUGAUCCAGAAGAUGAAGAGGAUGAAAAGCCAACAACAUUGAAAACUUCGGGAAAAGUAGAAGAAGAAUCUGAGGGAGAAUACGAAGAAGAAUCAGACGAUGAAGUAGUGCAAACUCCUGCUCCGAAACUUCAACCAACGCGUGGAGGAGGACCCAGGGCAACUGAAGAAGAGGUGUAUGUUAAUUCUGAUAUUACAAAUGAGGAGGAUUGGAAUGUAAGGCAGGAGCUGGACAUGGCAGAUGAGGAAUUUAACUUAGAACAUUUGGAUAAAGCAUUUGCGAUAUACGAGAGCGUGCUAAGAACUAGGCCUAAUUCCCCUCGUGCACUUCAUGGAAAAGCUCAAAUUCUCGAUAAACAAGCAGAAAUGAAACGGAGCAAUGCAAUACUACAGGAAGCCAUCCAAACUUAUUUAAUGGUUGUCAAUCAACCAAAAGUUCCUCCGACCCUUUUAAAAUUGGCAGCAUUAAGGUGUAUCAAUAGAAUAAGAUUUAGAGGACAAUACAUGCAAUCAAUUCCACUGCACAAAACUUUAAUAAGCACGUUUAAAAAUGAACCCGAUUAUCGAAACGACAUGGGCAUCACCUACCUUAUGGUAAACAGACUUCAGGAAGCUGGUGAUGUUUUCAAAUCAGUCCUUGCGAUAUGGCCUAAGGAUGCCAUGGCGAGAUCACAUUAUGGCCUUGUUCUUAAAUUGCAAGGAAAAAUGAAAGAAUCUAUUCCUCAUUUGAAAGAAGGCCUUUUGGCCGACAUUCCUGCUACUAGAGAUGCUAGGCUUUACUUUCAUCUUGGGGAUGCGCUGGCUCGAACAGGACAAUCAUCAGAGGCGAUGGAGGUGUACUCCAGAGGAGUUGAAAAGGGCAUGUUCAGGUCCAAAUACCAGCGAUCGCUCUACAACAUCGACAAUUUGACAGCAAGGCCUUGGUGGACUCACGAACAGACCACUUACCAGAAUUUCUUCAAAAAACUUGAAUCCAAUUGGAAGAUUAUUCUUAAUGAAGGUUUGGCCGCCCUCAAAUCAAGAGGCGCGUUUAAAAAUGAGGCUGAGAAUUUAAAAGAUGCUGGAGACUGGAAGCAAUUUGAACUGUUUGCAAGAGGUGUUAAAUACAAAGAAAACUGUCUAAAGACGCCAAAGACAUGUUCGAUAAUUGAGGAAUUUGAGCCAGCCAGGAGUUGCAAAAGGGGCCAGAGCAAGUUCAGCGUCAUGGAAGCCGGGACGCACGUCUGGGCCCACUGCGGUCCCACCAACUGCCGAUUAAGGGCUCACCUUGGUCUUAUCGUCCCCAAGAAUACUUUCAUUAGAGUCGCCGAUGAGAUAAAAAGCUGGGAGGAGGGUAAGGUAUUCAUUUUUGAUGACAGUUUCGAGCAUGAGGUGUGGCACAACGGUACUUCACAUCGAUUGGUACUUAUUGUCGAUGUCUGGCAUCCCGAAUUGACCAGGCAGCAAAGGUUGACACUCUCACCUAUUUAAUAAUGAGGAAUUUAGAAAUAAAACUCAUAUAUCAUUAAAGUGCUAAUUCCGGC